AUAAUAAUAUAGUUUACAAUCAUUACAUAAUAUGACGUUGUAAUUGAAAAAAAAAUAAGACUGGUUAUAUGUAUGACAGGGGAGAAAUAGUGAUGAAGCGAAGCGUUUUUGUUUUUAGAAUGAAGAUGCCUUCAUUGAAACAAAACAUUUUGAUUUCGGUCAAGAAGUGAACGUCGGCGAGUUUUUUUAUAAAGGCUGUUUUAAAAGAUUCAAUCUUAUCUGGCACCACCAGGGGAACCUGUACUCCUAAAAUGAAAACACAGCUCCCCUGACUGUGAAUUUUGAAAACGAAAUCUUGUACCGCUAUUAUCCGGCGAACACAUCAACACCUCGCCGUACUAGAAGUUACUUUCACUAUUGAAAGCCGCCCCCUCAGCGAGCCUGUGAUUGGCCGCACUCUCACAGUAAUGGCUGUAUGGAGGUAGUCACAGUGUCUUCGUCUCAUAAGAACCGAAAGAAGUUUUGAAAGAGCUAUCCGAGUUAGUGCUCAAAAGAGGGACCAGUGAGCGUUGUUUCUUUCUUUGUAUACAAACGAUUUCAUAGAUUAAAGCAGGGCUUUGAGAGCAGUAAGCAUGGAAAGCAUCCAGGACAGCUCAUCUUCCAAAGAGGGGAAUGAGGUUUCAGCUGAGAGCCCGGAGGAAGUGGGCCAGCCCACGCCACCGACGUCAGAAGAGAAAAUGGUAACCUUCAGCUCCGAAGAGCAGCCUGGGGCGGACACGAGCGCCUCCUCCUCUCCCAUGGUGUCUCAGGAGGAACUGAGACAAGAAAACAAACGACUACGGCUUGAGAUCCAGAAGUUGAGGGAACAAAUCAAGAGCCAUUUGCUUGAGUUAAAGGGACUGAAACAGAUUGUUACAAAUGCAGAAAGGGCAGAUAAAGGCAGGGGAGAGGUGUCUGCAAACAAGUCUGAUGGGGCUCUUGGGCCGCCAUUAUUCUCAUCACACACGGGCGGCCCCAUGGUGAAUGAAGAAGACCCUGGGAAGAUGGAGGAAGAGAGUGAAGCUCACGAGGCUGAGUCUGCCAUGGCAUUACAGAAUGAGGCAGUAAUGGAGGACAGAGAGGGAGAAGAUAUGGCUAAGAGACAUCACCAACAUGCAAACAGCAGUUCCCAAGUGUUCUCCUGUCUCACCUAUGAUCAAGGCAACACUGAUCAGAGAAACGUCAAUACAGCGUGUCAGGUGCAGGACCGCGAGUCUGAAUCCCCGAGACAAAGACGGGGUUCCUCAAAUUCCGAAAGCCGGGAGAGUCAGACAGUUUCGGCUGGAGCGGAGAGGGAGUGGGAGGAGAAGAAGGAGAGCACCGUGGUCCUGGGUUCAGGCAGAGGUGCGCCAGCGAUGAAGGAGUGUGCAGGGAUAUCAGAGAUGAAGCCCAAGCACAGAAUGUCUCUCCGUCCCCUCUGCUACAGCCAUUCACAAACCGUGCUCAUAGACGUGAAUGCUUUUAAGGCCAAGAAAGAACUGAAACCCCAGGAGGGGAGAGACCACUGGCAUGGUGCAUUUGUGAAAAUGCCUUGCUCUGAGCACAGCAUGUACACUAAAAAAUCCAUGAUCAUGAGUGAUAGUGUCAGACGUUGGGAGUCCAUUAAGAAAAAACUGUCACGCCUGUCCAAGGAGCCUUCAGUCACUGAUGUUGAGGAGGCUAUAAAGAAGUACAAUCCAGCUUAUAAGGAUGAAUGGUCAUUUGAUGCACUCCAUGAAUUUUAUAAGAACUCUCCCAAGGACAAAAGAGAUUGCUCUCGAACCCUGGGCAAGAUUGCCGAGCUGGCUGUCAGUCUCCCAGAUGUGUGCCGGAUGGCGAUCCCUUUGUUGAGGCAGGGCCACAAUCACUCCAUCACUCUGUCGCAGAAGCAGAUCGCCUGCCUGCUGGCCAACGCCUUCUACUGCACCUUCCCCAACCGCAACACCACCAAACAGCACUCCGAGUACAGCAACUACCCAGACAUCAACUUCAGCAGGCUGUUUGGACAGUACUCAGAACGGAAGCACCAGAAACUCCAGACACUUUUCCAUUACUUCAGAACUGUGACAGAGGCAUGUCCCCGUGGCCUGGUGACCUUUGAGAGACGGCAUCUGACAGAACAGAUCUCAUGGCAACACUGUAAUGACACGAUCUCCAAACUUCACGUCCAGUCGGACGGCACCAUUGAGACCGAAGGCGAGGGAAUGUUGCAGGUGGACUUUGCUUGUAAUCUGGUGGGUGGAGGGGUUCUGGGCAACGGCUUGGUCCAGGAGGAGAUCCGUUUCCUCAUCAACCCCGAGCUGAUCGUGGCGCGGCUCUUCACGGAGAAGCUGGGCGACCGAGACUGCCUGCGGAUCACAGGGGCACAGCGCUACAGCUGUUACACCGGCUACAGCGACUCCUACAGGUGGACAGCGCCUUACAUAGACAACACGGAAAGAGACGAGUGGAUGAGACUCCGUACAGAAAUAGUGGCCAUCGACGCGCUCAAGUUCCAAAACCCCAGUGAACAGUUCAAUAUGGGCAGUGUGACCCGAGAGCUGAAUAAGGCAUACUGUGGAUUCUAUGAAGACUGUGGAACACACCCAGACUACUACACCCCCAUUGCCACUGGCAACUGGGGCUGCGGGGCUUUCCAUGGUGACCCUCGCCUCAAAGCUCUAAUCCAGAUCAUGGCUGCAUCUAAAGCCAAGAGAGGCAUAGUGUACUUCACCUGCAAAGACCAUGCUCUGGAGAAGGAGAUUAGGGAAAUGCACUGCUUCCUGACCAAACAGCGCGUCACUGUGGGGAGACUGUAUGGCGUGCUGACUCUGUAUUGCCAAAAAUAUUCCCAAGGAGAGAGACAGUCACUGUAUGAUUUCGUUUACAACAAAAUAAUGGGAACUGCAAGUAAGCACUAAGGAAGGAUAAACUGCAUUAAACAUGAGGAUGCUCUCCUUAGAUCUUAAGGAGGCAGUAUUACUUUCUUACUUUAAACUUUAAGCUCUACAUUUAUAAGGUGGACCAGCUGGUUAAAAAAAUGGUAGUUGGAACUUUUAAGUGAAAACGGGAUUAAAUACUUUGGCUCUCUAAACAGGAAAAGCCAUGACGUCUGUCUAGUCAAUUGAGCUCUGGCCUUGAAGGUUGAGUCCAGAUCCUAACUGGAAAGCUACUGUUGUGUUUUUGUUCAUGAUAAUUUGUUUUAAAUUUGUUUUUUCUCCGUGGGUUUGUCAAGUAAAGUAAAAGAAUGAACCUUUUUUAUUUUUGAUUUAACAAUCCUGCACAAAAUUGUACUGAAGUGCAGUGCUGUACUACUGUAAAGUGGGUUUGAAUAAAUGACGAUCUGCAGGGUGCAUCAGGGCUGAGUCCACUGAGCGGCUUACUGAAGUGACAUUGCAGCCUGUAACACCUCAACAGUGUAGAGUUCUCCUUCAGCCAAUGAUCUGGUGUUUUGGUGCAGUUUCAGUGAAGUUUACUACUCCAGUGUGAGGAUUGAUUCAUGGCAGGGGCAGAGAAGAGCAGCACUCGUGACCGUGGCACACUGCAGGUAUGCAGGUGUCAGCUCCUUCUGAGCACUCGCCUACGUCAUCCAGCCUGUUCCGAGCUGGCUCCUUCUGGGCACUCUCCUACGUCAUCUAGCCUGCUCCAAGCUGGCUCCUUCUGGGCACUCACCUACGUCAUCCAGCCUGCGCCCAGCUGGCUCCUUCUGGGCACUCUCCUACGUCAUCGAUCCUGCUCCGAGCUGGCUCCUUCUGGGCCCUCACCUACGCCAUCCAGCCUGCUCCGAGCUGGCUCCCUCUGGGCACACGCCUACCUCAUCCAGCCUGCUCCACGCUGGCUCCUUCUGGCCACUCACCUACAUCAUCGAGCCUGCUCCGAGCUGGCUCCUUCUGGACACUCACCUACGUCAUCCAGCCUGCUCCAAGCUGUCUGGCAGGAAAGGGUCACACGUCCAUCUUCCUGCCAUACAAGACAAAACUCCAAGGAACAUGUAGUGUAUGGAGAAUCUGUGCCACACUCUAUUAAACCAAUCAAAUCCUG
Lepisosteus oculatus (spotted gar) is the source of this 3978-nucleotide messenger RNA. It is a transcript of the gene pargl, whose product is annotated as poly (ADP-ribose) glycohydrolase, like. Gene Ontology annotation, biological process: regulation of DNA repair; carbohydrate metabolic process; nucleotide-sugar metabolic process. Gene Ontology annotation, cellular component: cytoplasm; nucleus. NCBI's taxonomy places the organism in Eukaryota, Metazoa, Chordata, Actinopteri, Semionotiformes, Lepisosteidae. Gene Ontology annotation, molecular function: poly(ADP-ribose) glycohydrolase activity. The record is from RefSeq and is a predicted model, not a curated record.